AAGUCCUUAACAGUUUCGACUCUCUUUCCUUUCCCACUCUUUUCAACCAUUUCUCAACCUUUCUACUCAGAGCUCUUCAAUUCAUCAGAUUCGUCAUUCUAGAGAGAGAGAGAGAGGGCUAUUUGUUUGGCCAUGUUAGGGUUUUGAAAGCUCGUAGAUUUCAGCUUUCUUCUUCUUCUUUCUGGGUAUGGAGUUCAAGAAGGAAAAGCUUGUCAGGUUUCGUUCGGAUGGGAAUCAGCAAAAGGAAUCUGUGUGGGGUCAUCAUGGUCCUCAGUGGCUUGAUAGGUCAUCAUCUACAUAUAAGGUUCCAUCAUCUUCAUUACUGGAAUCCAAUGGUGGAGUUCUUGGGGGUAAAAUUAAACUUUCUGAUACUUUCAAAAUAGGUAGGUCUAAAGUAUUUCCAGAAGAUCACGAGCCUUGGCGCAACAGAAUUCUUGACCCAGGUGGUGAGAUCAUGUUGCAAUGGAACCGGGUUUUCAUUGUUUCGUGUUUAGUGGCACUUUUUGUUGACCCACUGUAUUUUUACUUGCCUGUGGUGGGAGGGAAUGAAAACUCAGCAUGUGUGAAAACAGACUUUAAUUUACGGAUUGUUGCAACUUGCUUUAGGACUCUUGCGGACAUAUUUUAUUUAUUGCACGUGAUUAUAAAGUUCCGAACGGCUUAUGUUGCUCCUAACACUCGAGUGUUUGGGAGGGGUGAGCUUGUGAUGGACCCAAAGAAGAUUGCUCGUAGGUACCUGAGAUCUGAUUUCUUUAUAGACCUCAUUGCUACAUUGCCUCUGCCUCAGAUUGUCAUAUGGUUUAUUAUACCAGCAACAAGAAGUGCUCGAACUGAUCAUAACAACAAUGCCCUCGCACUAAUUGUUCUGCUUCAAUAUGUUCCGCGGUUAUAUCUGAUUUUUCCAUUAAGCUCACAAAUAAUCAAAGCAACCGGAGUGGUCACAAAGACUGCCUGGGCAGGCGCUGCAUAUAAUCUGCUGUUGUACAUGUUGGCUAGUCAUGUUCUAGGGGCAGCGUGGUAUUUGCUAUCGGUUGAUCGGUAUACCUCUUGCUGGAAAUCCUUUUGUCGAAAGGAAGGCAUUGGGAGUUGUGAUUUGUAUUAUUUAGAUUGUGAUUCCUUAAAUGGAAACAAGCGCAUGAGUUGGGCAAAUGCUACAAGUGUGUUUAAUAACUGCAAGCCUGAUACUAAAAAGUUCAAAUAUGGCAUAUUUGAAAAUGCAGUGGCAAAAAAAGUUGUUUCAUCAAACUUCAUUGAAAAGUAUUUCUAUUGUUUAUGGUGGGGCUUACAGAAUUUGAGCUCAUAUGGGCAGAAUUUGGCGACAAGUACAUUUAUAGGAGAGACGUUAUUUGCCAUUCUCAUUGCCAUUUUGGGUCUUGUAUUGUUUUCCCAUUUGAUCGGGAAUAUGCAGACCUAUCUGCAAUCGAUCACUGUGAGGCUCGAGGAGUGGAGGCUUAAACGAAGAGACACUGAGGAAUGGAUGAGGCAUCGUCAACUCCCUGAAGAUUUAAGACGGCGUGUUAGGCGUUUUGUUCAAUACAAGUGGCUUGCAACUCGUGGGGUUGAUGAAGAAUCCAUCCUUCGUGGAUUACCUGCUGAUCUUAGUCGGGAUAUUCAACGUCAUCUGUGCUUAGAUUUAGUUCGACGGGUACCUUUCUUUUCACAGAUGGAUGAUCAAUUGCUCGAUGCAAUAUGUGAACGACUAGUAUCCUCCCUAAGCACUGCUGGAACCUACAUUGUUCGUGAGGGUGACCCUGUUACCGAGAUGCUUUUCAUCAUUAGAGGUACACUGGAUAGUUCUACUACCAAUGGAGGUCGAACCGGUUUCUUCAAUUCAAUCACAUUGAGACCAGGGGAUUUUUGUGGAGAGGAAUUACUGUCAUGGGCUUUGCUUCCUAAAUCUACCUUAAACUUGCCUUCUUCAACUAGAACAGUCAAAGCACUGAAUGAAGUUGAAGCUUUUGCAUUACGAGCUGAAGAUCUCAAAUUCGUUGCCAACCAAUUUAGGCGCCUACAUAGCAAGAAGCUUCAGCACACCUUUCGAUUUUACUCCCACCAUUGGAGAACAUGGGCUGCUUGCUUUAUUCAGGCUGCUUGGCGUCGGUACAAGAAAAGGAAGCUUACAAAGGAUCUAAGCAUGAAGGAAUCAUUUGCUAGGGAAGAGCAAGUAGCCUAUGAGAGUGAACAAGAAGAAGAAGAAGAAGAACGAGAAGGAGAAGAAGAAGAAGAAGGAGAGGAAGAAUAUUCUAGACGUGCAAAUACUUCAAAGACGAAAAUGAAUCUUGGUGUUACGAUAUUGGCCUCAAGGUUUGCUGCUAACACCAGAAGAGGAGCUCAAAAGGUAAAGGAUGAGAUGCCAAAGUUACGAAAACCUGAAGAACCAGACUUUUCGACUGAACCUGAUGACGAGUAGUUGUCUGAAGUGGGCUACAUACUAUAUAUUUGCUAAGAAACACAUUGCGUGACACGCCAGAGCUCGUUCAUGGCUGUCUGGUGUGCACAAGUCUCAACGAAAUGACUCACAAUCGGAUUGGCGAACUAAACAAAUGAGAUCAUUAUAGGAAUGUGUAAUUGGAUUAGGUUGUCUUGUUUGAUACAUCUUAUUUUCCUUUUUUUUUCCACAGUUGACUGAAUAGGGCAUGGCUAAUGGGGUUUAGAAUUCAUCAAUUUGGAUAUUGAGCUUCAGAGAAAAGCUAACUUGGGGAUGGUGGGCUUUCUCUUGAACAGAUGGAGACUAAUUCUUUAAUAUUGUCUCUUAUCUUAAUUUGUAAAUGUCAAGUAUAUGAGAGAGUGUACCUUAUACCAUAUCAAAUGUAGAUCAAACAUUAUUAUUGACUGACUUGUGUCUCUCUUAUUCUGUGUUUGGUAUGAGGUUCAAACUUUGAUGGCAAUGAGAAUGUUAAAUUUAAAUUAAAUUUUAAAGAAGAAAGAGUUUGUAUUUUCAA
Cannabis sativa is the source of this 2942-nucleotide messenger RNA. RefSeq names its product cyclic nucleotide-gated ion channel 17-like. The coding region runs from base 188 to 2410 and encodes 740 amino acids. Gene Ontology annotation, biological process: potassium ion transport; transmembrane transport. The transcript has 7 exons. Lineage: Eukaryota; Viridiplantae; Streptophyta; Magnoliopsida; Rosales; Cannabaceae. Gene Ontology annotation, cellular component: membrane. Gene Ontology annotation, molecular function: voltage-gated potassium channel activity. The record is from RefSeq and is a predicted model, not a curated record.